ACACAGAAAGGCAAAAGAGGGAAAUGACGACGAGGAGCAAUUUCUACAAGAACCCUUCUUAUGCAUACAACAAAGCGUUUAAUCUCAAUUCUGCAAUUCAAAAUCUUCAAGCUUAUAAUGCCGUCACCGGUAACGUUCCUCCUCCGGCUGAGACGAAUUCCGUCGAGGAAAAAACGAGCCACAGGAAACGCCGACGGGAACGGAAAUCUAAGGUGCAGCAGAACAAUGAAGUGGAAGUGAUUGAUUUGCCUAUGUCUCAUCAGGAUUAUAUUGAAAAAAGGAGGAAGGAGGCUACUUCAACGCAGCCUUAUGAAGAAUUGACUGCAGAAGUGUUGGAACCGUCAAGUUCAGCACUGCAUUUGGUGGAGUACGACAGUGAUGCGAGCACUUCGUCAGAAUGUGAAAAGGGGGAUAAUCCUUAUCUGAAUACAGAAAUUUUACUGGUUAAAGGUAGUGGAAAUGAAACAGAUAGAGUUAAAACUCGCAGUGAGCAGCGAUUUCCUCUUCCAGGAGAACCUGCUUGUGUGGUAUGUGGGAAGUAUGGGGAAUAUAUAUGUGAUGAGACUGAAGAAGACAUCUGCAGUACGGAUUGCAAAUCUGACCUUCUGCAAAAUCUUAAACUCCAGCAGGGGGCCUUAAGUAGCAAAGUCAAAGCUGAAACUUUUUCUGGACAAAAAUGCAAAUUGGAGGUUCCUGGAUCUGGAGGCAACAUCUGGGAUUAUGACCGUCAUCGAUGGUCCAAGAAUAGAUCUGCUCUUUGUACUUAUGAGUGUUGGAAAUGUAAGAGGCCAGGUCAUCUUCCUGAAGAUUGUUUGAUCAUGGCAUCAAAAGUUCUACCCCUUUCCUCUGGUCAAGCUGGUGAAUCCAGCGAACAGGUGGAAGUGGCUCAAAGUAAACCCAGUAUAUCCAAAGAGCUUCUGCAACUGUAUAAAAGAUGCCAUCAAAUUGGCAAAAGUUCAUUGGAUGCUAACUGUAACACCUGCCGAAGAUCAACUACUUUAGCCAUGUGUCUUGAUUGUAGUAAUACCUUUUGUGACAGUGCAGGUCACCUGAGAGAACACAUCACUGGACACCCUUCUCACCGACAAUAUUACUCCUAUAAGCUCAAGCGUUUGGUAAAAUGCUGCAAAUCUACGUGCAGAGUGACAGACAUCAAGGAUCUUUUAGCUUGUCACUAUUGUUUUGAUAAGGCUUUCGACAAGUUCUACGAUAUGUAUUCAGCAACUUGGAAAGCAGCUGGACUUUCAAUUAUCUGCAAUUCUAUUUGCUGUGAGGAUCACUUUGAAUGGCACAGGAUAAAUUGCUUGAGUGCGGGUGUAGAAGACAGUUCCUACAUCUUAAAGAAACAUUCUGCUAGUGAGAACUAUGCUUUGAGUGACUUCAUCUUCUGAAUAGAUGAGCAGCAAGGUUCCAUGCAUCAGAAAUCAUGAGCAGUACGAAAAU
This is a messenger RNA of Solanum verrucosum, 1443 nucleotides long. RefSeq lists its product as uncharacterized. Gene Ontology annotation, cellular component: Swr1 complex. The record is from RefSeq and is a predicted model, not a curated record. Gene Ontology annotation, molecular function: nucleosome binding; zinc ion binding; nucleic acid binding. Gene Ontology annotation, biological process: chromatin remodeling. Bases 24 to 1391 code for a protein of 455 amino acids. Lineage: Eukaryota; Viridiplantae; Streptophyta; Magnoliopsida; Solanales; Solanaceae. The transcript is spliced from 15 exons.